UUUUUUGUUUGUAUGUGUUGGCCUCUCUCUCCCCUCUCUCGUCACCAAUAUACCCACUGCGUACCAUGUCCCCCCUUCCGAGGUCCUCCCUCAAACCCUAGAAACGUCGACGGGGCCUUUCAAACGCCUCCCGGUGUGGCGCUCUCCCAACCCACCGCAAUCUUCCAUUCUGGUGUCUGAGAUUAGCCCCACACUUUUUCAUUUUAGCACAUUUUGUGUCGCACUUUGUUGGGUGGAGGGAGAUUGUUUGUUUGUUACAUAGAGAGGAGGGGAGCAUCCCUGUCUGGGAUUUUGUUUUGGCGUUGUUUGAGUAGCUUGAGAGGAGGAGGAGUUUAGGUUUUGAGUUGUGGAUUCGAGGUUGGAGGUAGUGCUGCUGCGGUGGAGAAUUCCGAAGGGGCGCGGGUUGGAUAGAUAGAGCGGGGAGAGUAGCGUGAAUUUUAGGGUUUUGUGUUUGGAGCGACUGGUGGGUGUUGGCUGUGGAGUUUCCAGCGGUGUUUUUUUGCAAUCUUGCUGACAGGGAAGGCAACAGUCAAUACCUGUGAGUAGGAUCAGGCUAAGGAAGGAGAGUUGCUGCGAAGCUGAAGCCUUUGGGGUUAUGCAAAGAGAAGGGCCGCGAAAUGGAUGGCGUACGGUAUGGGCUGCAACAAGCAAGCUGGGAAAACAGCAGCGCUUUGGAGAGCUAUGAUCCAAAUCUCGGCCCCGACCUCAGGGGCGGGGGAGCAUAUGGAGACAGAGGAUAUAUUGAGGACUCCUACCCGCCCAGGGAAGCAGGGCCCCCUUAUUCGCGAGGUGCUUAUCCCGGAGAGGCUGGUCUCGAUGCGGACAGCUACCUUCAGCAUGGUUGGCCACCGAGCAGACGACGGCCUCUCGAAGGAGAAAUAACCCAACAACGCGGUUCACACAGACUUGAGAAAUUCAACCAGGGGAGAGAGAUCUAUCAGAGAUCAAGGCGGGAUUAUUCACUGGAGAGGGGCGGCCGGGAUGCAACCUUGGAGAGGGAAACCGGUCGGGACGUCGUGUUAGAAAGGCUCCCUUCUCGCACCGGAAGCCGCGAUCGUGAGAAUGCUGAUGGCGAUUUUGACUGGGAGUAUCGUCGCGAUCGACACUUCUAUCAAGAUGGCAGAGAUGGCAAUCGAGAUGUGGAUAUGGCCGAUCUGUCUAGACCUCGAAGUGGGUCACCUUCUAAAUUUCGGAGGGAUGACGUAUCCGGCUUCCGAGGAGAGGAUAUAUCCCCUCGGGAGAGAUCCGGUCGACGAUCCCGAGGAGAGGAUCGAGGUCGAGAUACUUCACGUCGACGCAGGGACCGGGACUAUGACCGCAGCAGGAGCCGCAGUCGAGAACGAGAACGUUGGAACUGGAGUCCAGAUAGAGUUAGAGGCCACGAAAGGGGCCGCUCUUAUGGCCAUGAUGAUCGAGACUUUUCUAGACGCUUUAGUCGAUCGCCUCGGAGCAGAAGCAGAGGAGCUGGUGGACGCGAGUCCAGUUACGAUGAUCUACGAAAUGAGAGGAGACGGGAUAGAGAUAACUCCCGUUAUCAUUCUGCUUCUGCCAUGCCUCCAUCUGCGACCCUUGUGGUCAAGGGACUUUCCCAAAAGAUUUCCGAGGAUGACCUGUAUCAAGCACUGGCUGAUUGGGGACCACUGAGACACGUUCGUGUUAUCAAGGAACGAAGUACGGGAGUGUCACGAGGUUUCGCAUUUGUGGAUUUUCCAGAUGUGGAAGCGGCUCAAAAAAUGAUGGAUGGUAUUGGUUACGAAGGCAUUAUAAUCGAUGGGCGUCGUAUACUUUUUGAAUACAGCAGCAGCAAACCUACAGGCGGUCCUGGAAUACUGCCUGGCCCAGGUCGAGGUGCAUUAGUGAAAUCUGGAUUAGCUGCAGCCGAUUGGAUGUGCACAGUUUGUGGAUGCAAUAAUUUUGCCCGACGGGUUGUGUGCUUUCAGUGCAAUGAGGCGCGGACAGAUGAAUCACCUGCUGCAGAUAUAACUGCUGCUUCAGGAGCUGGUGCUAGAAGGACUUCGGAAGCAGGGCCGACGCAUGUCCUUGUAGUUCGUGGAUUGGACGAAACUGUUGAUGAAGAAAGCUUGCACUGCGAAUUUUCUAAAUAUGCACCCAUUAAGGAUUUGCGACUUGUACGAGACAAGUUCACCAGUGUUUCUAGAGGGUUCGCCUUCAUACAUUUUCACUCGGUGGAAGAUGCUGCCAAAGCACUUGAGUCAACAAAUGGAAUAGCAUUGGAUAAGAAUGGGCAGCUUUUGCGAGUUGCUUUUGCCAAAAGUAUUGGUCCAGCUUCUGGUGCCAAUUCUCAAGGCAGUGCGGCCGCUGCUGCUGCAAUUGAAGCUGCAACUUUUGCUCAGCAGUAUGAUAUGAUAGGCUGGGCUCCAAAAGAGUACAAUCCUGGCGAGAAUGCGGAGACUGGAUUGCAGAAGAUAGCUGAAACAGACGCAGGUAGUAGCGGAGAGGGAGAUGGUGGCGCUCCUCAGUCAGGUUUUGUUUGGGAUGAAGCUUCUGGUUAUUAUUAUGAUUCUUCCUCGGGAUUUUACUAUGAUGGGAAUCAAGGGUUGUACUAUGACGGAAAUUCAGGAGUUUGGUAUACUUACGAUCAAGAUACGCAACAAUACACUCCUUAUGUGCCUCCGGAGAACACCGCAACUGCUGGAGAAUCUGCUGAAGCUCCAGUGUCCGCUACCACAGCGCCUACUACCACAACGUCAAUAUCGAAAGCUGUUAUCAUAUCAGCCCCUGCAAUUGUGACGCUGGAUUCCCAGGCUGAGCCUAAAAAGCCAACCUUGGCGGAAGCAGUAGCAGCUGCUGCUGAAGCUGCGAAGCUCACUGCCAAGAAAGAGAAAGAGAAGAUGAAAGAAAAAGAACGAGAACUUCGGAAGGGUGUGAUGCUUGGAGCCGGAAAGAAGAAGAUGAAUAAUGUGAUGUCUGUGUGGAAACAGCGCCAGUAUGAGGGUUUGACCCCUGCUACCCUUGCUGAAGAAACGCUUCCCUCAAGCUCAGAUAUAACAAUGGAUGGGAGUGUUAACAACUCAGUCGGCCGGGGAUCAUCAUUACAAGCUUCAGCAAGACCUUCUCAGACUGGUUCUGUCGGACGAGGAAUGUCUACACUUGGCCGUGGAGGGGGAAAUCCUUUUAGUGGUAAUUAUCACCCAUCUGAAGGGGCUGGCAGAGCCAGACCCCUUACUCAGAGUUCUGGCAGAGGUGUCUCAGUAUUUGGUGUGUCAAGCUCAGUGCAAAGUGGAGGUUCAGCAGGAAGAGGAGCUGGACGAGGAAGAGGGGUUGAGACGGGGGGUCCUUCUCUUGGUGGUGGAGCAUCGGAGAGUCCUGUCGUUAUCACUCCAUUUAAAACUGACGCGUCUGCAUUAGGGGCGUUUCCUAAUGUCCCGACGACUACUACAACUAGAAGAAGAUUCACUGAAACCCCUCAAAAUGGAUACAGAGACAGAGCUGCAGAGCGUCGUAGUUUGUAUGCGUCCACAUUGCCUGGAGAUGUUUCUGAAGGCGAUGGGAAAGGUAAAGGGAAAGAUAUGCCCUUCCCUCCCGGAGUUGGAGCAAGAGGGGUAGGUCGAGGGUCCGACAUGCCCUUCCCUCCUGGAGUUGGAGGGGGAGGAUCAAAACAGGGGGUAGUCACAGAUCAUUCUGGUGCUGUCAUGGGUGGUGCUGAGACUGAGUCCUUCGAGGUCAUCACCGCUGAGAGAGCUUUGGAUGCGAGCAAUGUUGGCAAUCGCAUGCUCCGAAACAUGGGGUGGCAAGAAGGCUCGGGGCUUGGCAAGGAGGGAACAGGUAUCGUUGAACCAGUGCUAGCCCAAGGAGCAGGAGAGAGGGCUGGGCUUGGAAGUCAUAGCCAACAGAAGAAAACUGACUCCCGGUUUGAAACCCUUCCCGGUGACAGUUACAGGAUCGUCAUCCAAAAGAAAGCACUAGCUCGAUUUCACGAGAUGAUUUGACUAUGCUGUAUAUUAGACUUGGUUCUUUGCCAGUGUUCCUUAGAUUCUACUUGCAUUGUAGGUCUAAAUUCCAAGGUCGGAACCCUCACUUUGUAUAAACUUUUGAUGUUUACUUUUAACUUGGUUUAGAAAAGGACUGUUGGUUGCCUUUGACCAAGUUUUUCUAAUAAUAAAAUAAUUUUAGCAUUUCAGAUUGCCAUGGAUUCAUCUCUGUGGCCUGGUUUUACCGACAUCCA
Physcomitrium patens is the source of this 4186-nucleotide messenger RNA. RefSeq names its product SUPPRESSOR OF ABI3-5. The record is from RefSeq and is a predicted model, not a curated record. Gene Ontology annotation, molecular function: RNA binding. NCBI's taxonomy places the organism in Eukaryota, Viridiplantae, Streptophyta, Bryopsida, Funariales, Funariaceae. Gene Ontology annotation, biological process: mRNA splicing, via spliceosome. Gene Ontology annotation, cellular component: nucleus.